Molecule: messenger RNA, 540 nt
Organism: Lipotes vexillifer (Yangtze River dolphin)
Lineage: Eukaryota; Metazoa; Chordata; Mammalia; Artiodactyla; Lipotidae
Gene: TNFRSF17
Product: TNF receptor superfamily member 17
Exons: 3
Coding region: 1-540 (179 amino acids)
Biological process (GO): tumor necrosis factor-mediated signaling pathway
Molecular function (GO): signaling receptor activity
Source: RefSeq, a predicted model, not a curated record
AUGGCUCAACAGUGCUUCCAAAAUGAAUAUUUUGACAGAUUGCUGAAUGCUUGCAAACCGUGUCACCUUCGAUGCCCUAAUACCCCUCCUCUAAUAUGUCAGCGUUAUUGUAAUACAAUGAAAGGAACAAAUGCAAUUCUCUGGACCUGUUUGGGCCUCAGCUUGAUCGUUUCUUUGACAGUUUUCGUGUUGAUGUUCUUGCUCAGGAAGAUGAGCUCCGAGCCAUUAAAGGACGAAUUUAAAAACACAGGACCGGCUCUCCAGAAGGAUGCGAAUGCAGACCUGUAUGAGAGCGACGAUGGCGGGACUGGUGCGGAAACUCUUCUUUCGAGAGGCCUCGGGUACACGGUGGAAGAAUGUACGUGUGAAGACUGUGUCAGGAGCAAACCAAAGGUCGAUUCUGACCAUUUCUUUCCACUCCCAGCCAUGGAGGAAGGUGCAACCAUUCUUGUCACCACGAAAACAAACGACUACUGCAACAGCCUGCUAGCUGCCUCGAGUGUCACGGGGAUGGAGAAAUCAAUUUUCCCAGCUAAUUAA